CAGAGGAUGCCCCGAGUCCUGGACUGCAGAGCCGCUCGCGAGAGGCACCGGGGCUGUAACCGCGCCACCUCGUGCCGCGGGCGGGGGCGAGGGAGGAUUCCCCGGCCGGUGCCCGCCCCCGGGCUAAAGUGCGGCGCGGGCGGGGCUGGUCACGCGCCUGGUUUCCUGCAGUGCGAACCUGGGAAAUCCAGGCGACUUCGCAGUCGAAGGGAUCUGAAGAAGUGGGAUGUGCAAAAGCGCCGGCUGGAAAUCCCGGCUGUGUCUCCGUCAACUCUUUACGCAACAGAGGGCUCCCCCUGCACUUGGUUUCUACCGGGCCGUCUGCUCCCACUCGGCGAAAAAAAUUCCAGAAUAGCGGCCGCGGCGAUGGCGUGGAGGGCUGCCGCCUCCACGUGCGCCGCGCUCCUGAUUCUGCGGUGGGCGCUGACGACCGCAGGUGAUCUGAAAGUAGAGAUGAUGGCAGGGGGGACUCAGAUCACACCCCUGAAUGACAAUGUCACCAUAUUCUGCAAUGUCUUUUAUUCCCAACCCCUCAACAUCACGUCUAUGGGUAUCACCUGGUUUCGGAAGAGUCUGACGUUUGACAAAGAAGUCAAGGUCUUUGAAUUUUUUGGAGAUCACCAAGAGGCAUUCCGACCUGGAGCCAUUGUGUCUCCAUGGAGGCUGAAGAGUGGGGACGCCUCACUGCAGCUGCCUGGAAUCCAGCUGGAGGAAGCAGGAGAGUACCGAUGUGAGGUGGUGGUCACCCCUCUGAAGGCACAGGGAACCGUCCAGCUUAGAGUUGUGGCUUCCCCAGCCAGCAGAUUGUUUCUGGAUCAAGUGGGGGUGAAGGAGAAUGAAGGCAAAUAUAUGUGUGAGUCAAGUGGGUUCUACCCAGAGGCUAUUAAUAUAAUAUGGAAGAAGCAGACCCUGAAGUUUCCCCAUCCCAUAGAGAUUUCUGAGGACGUCAUCACUGGUCCCACCAUCAAGAAUAUGGAUGGUACAUUUAAUGUCACUAGCUGCUUGAAGCUGAACUCCUCUCAGGAAGACCCUGGGACUGUCUACCAGUGUGUGGUAUGGCAUGAGUCCUUGCAUACCCCCUUGAGGAACAACUUUACCCUGACUGCUGCUCGGCACAGUCUUUCUGAAACUGAGAAGACAGAUAUCUUUUCCAUUCAUUGGUGGCCUAUUUCAUUCAUUGGUGUUGGACUGGUUUUAUUAAUUGUUUUGAUUCCUUGGAAAAAGAUGUGUAACAAAUCAUCUUCAGCCUAUACUCCUCUCAAGUGCAUUAUGAAACACUGGAACUCCUUUGACACUCAGACUCUGAAGAAAGAGCACCUCGUAUUCUUUUGUACUUGGGCAUGGCCAUCUUACCAGCUGCAGGAUGGGGAGGCCUGGCCUCCUGAGGGAAGUGUUAAUAUUAAUACCAUUCAACAACUAGAUGUUUUCUGCAGACAGGAGGGCAAAUGGUCCGAGGUUCCUUAUGUGCAAGCCUUCUUUGCCUUGAGAGACAACCCAGAUCUUUGUCAGUGUUGUAGAAUUGACCCUGCUCUCCUAACAGUUACAUCAGGCAAGUCCAUAGAUGAUAAUUCCCCAAAGUCUGAGAAACAAACCCCUAGGGAACACUCGGAUGCAGUUCCGGAUGCUCCAAUCCUUCCUGUUUCCCCUAUCUGGGAAUCUCCUCCAGCCACAACAUCAACAACUCCAGUUCUACCCUCCCAACCCCCAACUUUACUGUUACCCCUACAGUAAAUGCCUGAUGGACAUGGUGCCACUAGGGUUGAAGUUCCCUUUUCAUUACAGGACCUUGGGCAAAUAAAGGGGGACCUGGGCAAGUUCUCUGUUGACCUGAUAGAUAUAUAGAGGCUUUCCAAAACCUAACUCAGGUGUUUGACCUUACUUGGAGUGAUGUUAGGUUGCUUUUAAACUCUUAACUACUUCAGAGAAACAGGUAGCCCUGCAGGCAGCAGAAAAAUUCAGAGAUGAACAACAUGUCUUCUAUAGCCACUCAAUAAGGAAAGAAGGUGAGAAAGAACCAGCAUUCACAUACCCAAUAGGAAGCGAGGCAGUGCCCCUUGAACAACAUAAUUGGGACCCCAGUGGUACCUUAGAUGAGUGGCAAAGAAAACAUUUUCAAAUGUGCUUAUUAGAGGGCCUACAGAGGACCAGAGCCAAGCCUCUUAAUUACCCCAAACUCUCCAUGAUAGAUCAAAAACUAGAUGAAAGUCCCUCAGCCUUUUUGGAAAGGCUGAGAGAGGCUGUAGUGAAACACACUUCCCUGUCUCCUGUGAGGUGUGUUUGUACCUCACAUAAAUAAUUCAACUGAGGGACAGCUAAUUUUGAAAGACAAGUUUAUUACUCAGUCAGCCCCUGAUAUCAGAAGGAAGCUGGAGAAACAGGCCAUGGGACCAGAUAGCACCUUACAAAACCUCCUGAAGGUAGCCACCUCGGUCUUUUAUAAUAGGGACCAGGAGGAGGCCCAGGGGAAGGAGAGGAAACACAAGAAAAAGGCAGAGACUCUGGUGGCCACUUUGUAUAAAACCCAGUAUCCCCAAGGUGCACCUGCUAGUUGCUACCAAUGUGGCAAACCAGGGCACUUCAAAAGGGACUGCCCAGGCAGCAAGAAGAAGCCACCUCAACCCUGUCCAGUAUACAAUGGGGACCACUGGAAGGCAGACUGUCCUGGGAAGCAUAGGUCACUGAGUCCAGAGCCAGUCUCACAAAUGGUCCAGCAGGACUGAUGGGUCCUGGGGCUCAACUCCCUGGCUCCAGUGGCUCAGACUGCUGUUACUACCCAGGAGCCCCAGAUGAUUUUGGAAUUCGAAGGGAGGAAGGUAGACUUCUUUCUGGACACUGGAGCCAGUCUUCUGUUUUCCUCUCCAAUUCUGGCCUUCGUUCCUCCCAUAGCACAACCAUGAUGGGCAUCUCAGGAAAGACUUUUAACUUGAUAUUUUUCUCAACCUAUUAGCUGCAGUCAGAUAAACCUACUGUUUACACAGGGCUUUUUAGUCAUGCCUGAAAGUUCCACUCCUUUAUUAGGUAGAGAUACUCCAGCACGUAUGGGGGCCACCAUCCUUAUGGCUCCAGGACAAACUCUGCCUCCCCUUAGUGGAAACCAGUAUUAACCCAGAGGUUUGGGCAACUCAGGGAAGAAGUGGCCGGACUAUAACCACUAUACCAGUCUGGAUCCACCUCAAGGAUCCCACUUUUUUUCCUAACCAGAGACAAUACCCCCUGAAGCCAGAAAGUAGAAAAGGGCUAGAAGCCAGCAUUGAUAACCUAAAGGCACAAGGCCUCCUUAGGCCUUGCAGUAGCCCUUGAAACACCCCAAUAUUAGGGGUGCAAAAAUCCAAUGGGGAACGGAGACUAGUUCAGGACCUCUGCCUUAUUCAUGAGGCUGUGAUUACGAUUCAUCCAGUAGAUCCCAAUCCCUAUACUUCGCUAACUCAAAUACCGGAGGGAACUAAAUCGUUCACAGUUCUGGGCCUAAAGGAUGCCUUUUUCUGUAUACCUUUACACCCUUACUCCCAAUACUUGUUUACCUUUGAAGACCCCUCCAAUCAAACCAGCCAGUUAACAUGGACUGUACUGCCUCAGGGAUUUAGAGAUAGCCCCCACCUAUUUGGGCAAGUAUUGUCAAGAGAUCUCUUCAAAUUCUUCCAUUCUCAGGUUAAAGUUUUACAAUAUGUAGAUGACAUUCUCCUCUGUGCCCCAACUGAGGAAGUUUCUUGAGAUGGCACUGAGGCUCUCCUUAAUUUCCUAGCUGGAAAGGGAUAUAAGGCUUCAAAAUCUAAGGCUUAGUUCUAUCAGACUUUGGUAAAGUACCUAGGUCUGGUCUUGUCAGAAGGGAACAAGAGCACUAGGCGAGGAGAGGAUUAAUCCCAUUUCCUCCUUUCCUCUCCCCAGAACCCUCAAACAGCUGAGGGAUGCUUGGGCAUUACGGGUUUUUGUAGGUUACAGAUACCCAGGUAUGAUAAAAUAGGUUGCCCUUUAUAUCACCUUAUAAAAGAAAUUCAAGUGGCUAAAACUCACUUCCUGACCUGGGAACCUGAAGGUCAAAAGGCCGUUAAUCAGUUAAAACAAGCCUUGCUUAAAGCACCAGCCCCCAGUCUUUCCGUAGGGAAGUCCUUUAAUCUUCAUGUAUCAUAAAGGAAAGGAAUGGCCCUGGGAGUUUUAAUUCAAGUUCAAGGCCCAUCUCAACAGCCAGUAGGUUACUUAAGUAGAGAGCUUGACUUGGAGGCUAAAGGAUGGCCAACUUGCCUCUGAGCAGUUACAGUAGUGGCCCUGCUAGUCCCAGAGGCCACCAAGUUAACCCUGGGGAAUAACCUGUUUAUACCUCACAUAAAUAAUGUGGCAGACUUGCUGUCCUCUAAAGUGAGUCUCUGGCUAACAGACAGCUGCCUCCUCAAGUAUCAGGCUUUGCUGCCAGAGGAAUCUGCAGUCCAGUUAAAAACCUGUCCUUGCCUGAUCCCAGACACUUUCCUCCCAGAGGAAACUGGAGAAACUGAACAUAAUUGUGAACAGACUGUAGUACAACUAUGCCGCUAGGGAGGAUCUCAAGAAAUUCCCCUAGAAAAUCCAGACUGGACCCACUUUAUGGAUGGGAGCUCUUUUGUAGGACAGGGAAUCUGUAAAGUGGGAUAUGCAGUAGUCACCCUAAAUAACAUUGAAAAUGUGCCUCUCUCACCAGGCACAUGCACUCAAUCAGCUGAGCUGAUCCCUCUCACAAGAGCACUUGAACUAAGCAAAGGAAAGACAGCUAACAUUUAUACUGACUCCAAGUGUACCUUUCUAGUUCUCCUUGCCCAUGCUGCCAUCUGAAAGGAAAGGCACUUCCUCACCACUAAUGGGUCUUGCAUUAAAUACCAUCAAGACAUCAACAGGCUAUUAUCCUCAGUGUUCCUCCUAUGAGAAUUAGCGGUCAGACGUUGCAGAGGGCAUCAGAAAGGGGUAGAUGAAAUAGCCAAAGGAAACAGGCUAGCAGACCAAAGAGCUAAGUCAGCAGUAAGAAGGCCCCAAGGUCCCAAUACACUUGAGACCCCUCUGAUUUGGGAGGGCUACAUAAAGGAAAUAAAGCCUCAGUAUUCCCCUACAGAGAUAGAAUGGGCCACCUCUCAAGGUAUACUUUUCAACCCUCAGGAUGGUUACAAUCAGAAGAUAGCAAAGUACGCUUGCUAGCCUCCAGCCAAUGGAAGAUUCUUAAAAUCCUCCACUGAGCCUUUCACUUAGGAAAGCAUAAGACAUCAAUGUGUCCAAAGAUUGUUCUCAGGAGAAAAUCUACUAAAAAUGGUCAAAUAGGUUGUUAAUACUCGUGAAACCCUCUUAAAAAUAAUCCCUUUAACAGAUGACUUCUUCCCCACCACACUCAAAGGAUGGGAAGUUACUCAGGGGAGGACUGGCAGAUAGACUUCACCCAUAUGCCAAAAAUAAAUGGCAUUCAAUAUCUUUUGGUGUGGGUGCAUACCUUCAUUAACUGGGUAGAGGCAUUCCCAUGCCGAACAGAAAAGGCCUCUGAGGUGGUGAGAAUACUAAUCAGUUAAAUAAUUCCUCGCUUUGGGCUCCCUAAGUACUUCCAAAGCAACAAUGGUCCCUCAUUUAAAGCAGCCUCUACCCAGUGGGGCCGAGUCUGCUAGGACUUUUUAUUGGGUUUGGUAAUACGUCACACCCUUUAGCCUCUAUGGUAUCAGCCAUCUCCCAUUUAUACAAGACUAAUUGCUGGGUCUGUCCUGAGCGGUUUGCUCAGUUCAGUAACACUAAGGAACCUCUUGAUGACUUGGUAUUUACUGUCUUAGGAUUCCCUUUGUUAGCUUUACCUUUAGCCAUUAAAGACUUGUCAGGCAUAAGUGGAGCAUGGUAUGGGAACACUUUCAACUGAGUAACUAACUCCUCCCAGGAAAGCAUUUCCUCCCUGGUGCCAGAAAACACUUUCCCCAAAGAUAAGCCUCACACCCUCAGGCUAGGAAAAGUUGGCUGGGUAAUAGCAAAUGCCUCCUCCUGUUUUAAAAGCAGAGGAAAAGGACCAUACCUGGGAGAUCUCAAAUAUUAUAACACCAUACUUGUAAUUGCUGAAAGCUUGGAGGUUUGGAGAAAAAGACAUAAGAAGGAUGAUCUAAGAAAAUUGGAAGCCAUAUGGAGGGGAGGCUUUCAGAAUUCAGCCUCUCCUCCUGGUUGGAAGUCCUGCUGGCAAUGGCAGGCUCUGGGUAACCACCCUGACACACGGCACUAUAAUGUAAAAAACAACACAUAGGCCUUCCCAGACAUGCACCCUCAUGGAAUUCCAGACCCCCUGUAUGAUGCUUAGUAGUAAUGGCCUACAAAUCUGUGGGUGAACAGAACAGGAGACUUCUGGACUGACAGCCCCUGUCACAAGGGGGCAUUAUCUGAGAUACUGGCCAGGACAUAUUGUGUUCCUGGUCUUUUGAAACUCCAUUUGUCGGCCAGGUGUGGUGGCUUAGACCUGUAAUCCCAGCACUUUGGGAGGCUGAGGCGGGUAGAUGAUGAGGUCAGGAGUUCAAGACUAACCUGGACAACAUGGUGAAACCCCGUCUGUACUAAUAAUACAAAAAAAAAAAAAAAAUAGCCAGGCGUGGUGGUGCAUGCCUGUAGUCCCAGCUACUCGGGAGGCUGAGGCAGGAGAAUUGCUUGAACCCGGGAAGCAGAGGUUGCAGAGAGCUGAGAUUGUGCCACUGCACUCCAGCCUGGGCGACAGAGUAAGUCUCCGUCUCAAAACAAACAAACAAACAAAAAACCUCAAUUUAUCAGGUGGACCCUUCUCAUUUAGCAUGUAAAAUUCCAAAUGGCAUCAUGAGUGACUAUCCUGAGUAUGGAUAUCCCCAUCCCAAAGAUGUUCCUAUUAUAUGCAAGAGGGGGAAGCUUCUAAGAUAUGAGAAAGAUCUGCCUGUGUCUCUCACAAGCUACAACUUAGAACCGGCCCUUCAGGGGACAGGGCUUUAUUUCCUUUGUGGCUCCUGGCUACCCUUAAUCUUCCCUAGGCACUGGAAGGGAACUUGCGCUAUCGUGGCAGUGGUUCCUGACCUGUUAUCUUUAAAUUUCACUGAUAUGGCAGCAUCAUCUGGGGACAUCCCUAGCCUAGCCUCUUUUCUAGCGAGUGUGCUAUCUCAGAUGCGCUGAACAAAGAGGUCUAUCAUUUCCAUGCCCUCGUAUGGAGACUUAACUGAAAGAGAAGAUUGGGUAGGACCUGCACAUGACAAAUCCUAUCUUAGAAAAACCAUGGAUAGGGGAUUCUAUAGCCAGAGGCCUAUUCUGGUUUGCUGGUAUUCCUCUCCUUGAAAGAUCAGUACUUAAUAUUUCUAUUAUGUUGCAACAAGGGUAGAAGCCAACAGUAGGAGCCAUAGAAGCACAACAAUUCAUAAACUCUUUAGCCUCAGUAGUUAUGCAAAAUAGGCCCUAGAUAUCCUUAUGGCCAAAGUAGGGGGUACCUGUGCACUUUUAAAAAGAAGCAUGUCACUUCUAGAUCAACACCUCUAGUCAAGUAGAAGAGAACGUACAGGUGCUUAAAGAUCAAAUUAGAACAUUGACAGAUUAAGAGAGAAUGUGGGCUCCAGUCCCAGUUGGCUACAAUCCCUCCUAAAUGGAUUCCAGUCUUCUUUGUGGAACUGGUUAGCUCCUUUAUUAGGCCCCCUUUUGCUCGUGUGUUUUGUACUAAUGUUUGGACUUUGUAUAUUCAAUACUGUAACUCAAAUUGUUUCCUCUCACUUAGAGGCUAUUAAACUCCAAAUGGUGCUGCAGAUAGAACCACACAUAGACACACCAUUCUUCCGGGGACCCUUAGACCAAUCUCAGGAGGAGCCCUAACUGCUGUAAUCCCAACGACGCCCCCUUCCAGCAGGAAGCAGCCAGGAGUGGUCAUCGUCCACUUUCUCCAACAGCAGUUGGGGUCUCCACUCCUGAAGCAGGGAAUGAGAGAGGAGGAAGGAAGAAACCAGUCAGACAGGCAGUUAGGGUGGGUCCUCGGUAAAAUUCUUCCAAACAAAAGAACAGCUUGAAAAAUCAAACUGCAGGCAAAGACAAGAGAACUUGUACAGGGAGGCUUGCCUUAGACAUGUCCACAGCUGCCUAGGUAAGAAAGACUACACAGGAGACUUGCCCAGAGAUGCCCACAAUGGAAAAUUCCAUCCCCUGAGACAUGUGCAGUAAGGGGAACAAAGCCAUAUGGAGUAACUCAAGCUAAGGGCCUGCAUGCACACUGGGAGGAUAGGGUAGAACUACCAGAAAUUCAUACUUUAUGCAAAUGAGAUGCGCAGCACUCAUCAAUUUCUUACAAAAGCCUCUGUAUUCAACUGUGAAAUGGCAACACUCUUUUGGGCCCCCUCUUGGCAGUGGGGAGCUUUCUGUUUUCACUUUUUAAACUUUUGCUCCAACCUCACCUUUGGGGUCCAUACUCCUUCAUUUUCUUGGUUGUGAGACAAAGAACUUCAGGUGAUACCUUGGGCAAUGAGAGACUGCUACAUUGUGGUGCAUUGGUGAGACUGUAAAACUAUGAGUUUAUUGCUGAUAACCCCAACAUCAGCAAUGAUGCUUAUGGAAAAAGAAAACAAAUCGUUUAUGAUCAGCUGGAUCCUGUAGUUGUUUGCAAAGAUGACUCCAAUCCUACACGCUUCCCUGCAUCCAUGUCCAUUGCUGUGUAACUUUGCAGUGCCUCCAACCAUGUGACCUCUUUCAGCCAACUUAAGAAGACAGCAGUGAAGGCAUGCCAGUUCCAAGUGUAAGCCCCAAGAGGCCUUGUGUGUCUUCAUUUGCUUCCUCGUGUGCUUCUAAUGGUGCUGAGAGAAGAACAGGUCCAGACUAGCCUGCUGGAGGAUGAGAGAUGUUGGCUACCACAUCCUUGUUGCUCCAGUGGAGGCCAGGCUAGAUUAGAUGACAGCCACCUGACUCCAUGUGAGCAAAUCUGAGAUCAGCAGAGCUGGCAGAGCCAACUCUCAAAUACUUGGAAAAUACUUUUAAUAUGCAAAACAUUUUAAAUAUUACAUUAAUAUUUAAAAUGUUUUUUAAAGCCACUGUUUUAUACUGGCUUUGUUACACAGCAUAAGCUAAGUGCUACAACUCCUCAGGAAGCUGAGCUUUGACCAAAAGAAGUGUGGUAGCCACAGAGAUGUGCCUCUGAGACCCCCUUCGAGAGAGAGCCUGUGUGAGGAGUGCAGUCAGCUGACGGGCUCCAGCUACAGAUCUCAGGGAUCUGCUUCAGUAUUCCAGCUGGUGCCAUGCUCUCCCCAGACUGCUUCUGCCACUGACUGAGCAAGGCAGGAGCUCCGUGUUGGGAGCUGAUGCUGGAAUACUGAACUAUAUCCCGAGAUCUCCAGCUGCUGAUCUUGGGGAUCUGGGGUGGCCAAGACUUUCUCAGAGUGUAUAUUAGGUGCUAGAAUAACAUCAUUUUAUUUGAUGUCAUUUUGUUAUCACAUUGAUGAAAAAAAAAUUCAGUUCCCAACCUGAGCCACUGUCUGUGUGGAGUUUGCAUGUUCUGCAUGGGUUUUCAUCAGGUACUCUGGUUUCCUCCCACAUCGCAAAGAUGAGCACUUUCAGUAAAUUGGGGUGUCUAAAUGGUGCCAGAGUGAGUGAGGGUGUGGGUGUGAGCAUGCCCUACAGCCGGAUACCAUCCUCUCCAGGGUUGAUGCCCACUUAGUGCUCUGAGCCACUGGGAUAGGCUCUGGCCACCCACAACUCUGAACUGGAAUCAUUGGGUGAGUAAUUACUAUUUGUUUUUAGUAAUUUUUUUUUGAGACAAAGUCUCACUCUGUCACCUAGGCCAGAGUGCAGUGGCACAAUCUUGGCUUACUGCAACCUCCACCUCCUGGGCUCAACCGAUACUCCCACCUCAGUUUCCUGAGUAGCUGGGACUACAGGCGCAUGUCACCAUGCCUGGCUAAUUUGUUUGUAUUUUUUGUAGAGAUAAGGUCUCGCUAUGUUGUCCAGGCUGGUCUCAAACUCCUGAGCUCAAGCUAUCCUCCUGCCUUGGGCUCCCAAAGUGCUAGGAUUACAGGCAUGAACCACCGUGCCUGGCCUAGUAUUGGUCAUUAGUAUUAGUAAUCAUUCCUCAAUGUAUAUGUAAACAUUUAUUUCAGUGUUAAAUAUUGAAGUGUUUGGUCUUUAUUUAGAAGUUUGAUGUUGUGUUUUAUGAUCAGAAAUAUGCUGUGAACUUAAUUCUUUCUUACAGCAAUUAGCCUAUGGGAAAAUUGGUUUUGUUCUACAUUAUUUUAUUUAAAGUCAUAAUUUCCAAGAUCCUAUCAACUCCAUUAAGUGAGGACUUACUGUACUGUAGCCUGAGGCUCAUCUUAGUCCUCCCUCAUUCCCCCUGCCUCUCCUUCACAGUCAGCCUGCACUGUGGUCUGAGGCUUUCCCCCCUACAGCCUCUCCCCUUUAUCUUUCACGGGAACCACCCCUAAUUACUUACUUGUACUUCUAACUCCAUCUUGAAAGCUGCUUCCUGGAAGAUCCAAACGGACACAAGGAGGGACUGAAGGAUUAGAAUGAGGGAAGUAACCCAUUCACUGCUUAUUUGAGAUGGGGAACCGAAGGACUUUGGCAGUUCCUACACAGAGACAGAUGGCAGAGAUGACAAGGUUUCUCAGAGAAUGCGUGAGUAACUGGAAUGGCUUUUCCUGAUGACCCAGACUGCCUGCUCAAGAGCACACUGUUGCAGCUGCCCUCCUUGGAUGGAACUAUGGAAUGAUUUUUAUUCUUCUACUUCUCAGGUGAAUGGGAAACCAAGGACACAGUCGGCAUUUAACAAAAAGGAAUCUGCAUCUCAGUCAGAACUGUAUUGCAUUUGCUUCUCUCUGGAUUACCUUGAAGUUACUCCCCUUCCCUCAAUAAUAAUGGCAUUAUGAAAAAAAUUGGAAUUGAUCAAAUGAAGUAAAGAGUAAACAGAGGAAAGACUA
Pongo pygmaeus (Bornean orangutan) is the source of this 10874-nucleotide messenger RNA. RefSeq names its product natural killer cell cytotoxicity receptor 3 ligand 1 (gene NCR3LG1). The record is from RefSeq and is a predicted model, not a curated record. NCBI's taxonomy places the organism in Eukaryota, Metazoa, Chordata, Mammalia, Primates, Hominidae. The coding region runs from base 7 to 1731 and encodes 574 amino acids. The transcript has 5 exons.